Molecule: messenger RNA, 2240 nt
Organism: Suillus bovinus
Lineage: Eukaryota; Fungi; Basidiomycota; Agaricomycetes; Boletales; Suillaceae
Exons: 4
Coding region: 53-2179 (708 amino acids)
Source: RefSeq, a predicted model, not a curated record
UGACUUGUACGUAAUCACUUCUAUCAAAGUUGAACCGAAUGCUCGCGGCACCAUGGAUAAGUCAUUAAAAAAUGAUUAUAUCCAAGCAUACCUCGACCGUCAGAAAGUCUAUGUACACUCAUACUCUUCUGAGGGAAUUCAUCCCCCGUCAAAAAUAUCCAACAGAACACCAACAAGGACGCCGACAAGGACACGUUAUGAAGAAACGAAAAAGCUGGAAUUUGGGUUCGACACCCCUAUACUCGUCCCCCGUGUGACUAGGCCUGAUAUCGUUAGUACGGACAAGCGCUCGGUCGUAGUAGGGCUCCCCGCCAAGGCAACGCAAAAGGCCCGAAAGACUCAGCAGGCACUCGAUGCUGAGACCUCCAUAAAGGAAAACAAAGGCUCAGUACAUGCACCAAUCAUCACUGCUCAACGUGAUACAUCCAAGCGGAAGCGUAAGAAGGCCGAAGUCCCGGUUUCAGACGAAGAACAUGAGGCUAGACUGAGCGAGCGUCGAGAACGGAAACGCGUAAAGCGCGAUAUUGUCAAACCAGAUAGCAAUAUUCAAGUGCAUGAUAGCCCGCCAGCAAGCGAAAGGGAACAUAAGAAGGUUGCUCGUAAGAGGGCAAAGAAAAACUUGGGCACUGCAGGCCUUGCACUCUUGCAUGGAUUCUCAGCGACCAAUGUCGGUAAAAACCGCCUCACGUUGAAACCAUUGGCUUCUCUCGGAGUAUUCAAUAAGGGGAAAUCAUCCGCCAAGACGAAGGUAUACAAAACGAAGGAGCCAGCGCAGAAGUUGUUUUCAGAAAUAGCGUUUCUUAACAAAACAACCAAGAAAUAUGAGUCUCUAGUGGAUGAGUCGCUUGUACCCGACUCUUCCUCUCGACCACCAUCCGCUAUGCAAAGGAUCAAGAUCACGAAUCAUGACAAAGACGAGAAAUCGACUCGAUCCGCAAGCGACCACGCUACGACUCUGGACCUUCCUAGGGAAGGUACAGCUAUAUCAGAGCCGUGGGAUAUCGAGUUUCAAAGCCAAUGUCCUUCUUCAGAUGGUUUUCGUCCUCAGCCAGGCGAACCCAUAGCUGGAACGCUAGUACCUCAUCCCCGUAUGGCCAGUUGGCACGAUCAGGAACUACCGUCUGAUGUUCAGGUGAUGCACUCUUCCCUCAUAAGUCCCACGAGGGAAACGUUUCAUGACUGUACACCCGACAAAAUCUUGUCAUCAGUCUCAGCGUCUGUCAUCGCGACCAUCUACGAUCUUGACGGUGAACCGUCUAUCCAUCCCUCUCAUUCCGCAUCUCAGGUUGGCCUCAAACGACUUGAUGAUCCAAAACCUUCUGUCGAGCUUCUUACAUCAAAGUAUUUCGCCGUGCAUGACGAUCAUGACGCGGAGCAUGUAUCACCGUCGUUCGAUGAACGACGCCCUAUAGCUAAGUCUUCUAGUGUGAUAUCGGGCUGCAAUCUGCGUGACGCACACCCCCUCUAUGUUUCCCACCCGCAUGACACAAGCACAACGCAUCGCGCCGCUCCUUUGAAUGCUAUGGUUGACAGCAGCCCUUUACGCAUCCAUGGUAUCCCCGAGGAUCACUUUCUUCCCUUAGCUGACGACCUUAUGCCAACUUAUCGAGGUCACUCUAUCAUGCAGUAUAGUCGCCAUAACGAGGAUGUCAUUUCAGCAUGGUACGCUCUAGACGCAUGUACUACCAGCUUCUCCGAAGGGGACUCUGGCCAUCAUAAUCUUCAAGACCAAGACCUGGUAUUUCUGGAACCUCCAUAUCCUUUCAAUGAACCUAGCUUCUAUCCUCCGGUGCACGCCUACUCAAGCGACGGGCUACACGAUAUCCCAGGGGAUGACAUAGUCGUACUUGACGAGCCAUGCCAAGGUCCUAGGAAACUCGUCGAGUAUACACAAGAGGUGGAUGACUACGAACAGUCAGACUUUGCGCUGGAACUAUCUUCAUUACACCAUGGUACUUUCUCGUCACCUACCCGCUCUAACGCGACAGCCGAGGCAUACGACAAUGAUUCCUGCCGACUGCGUCCGUUCUUGCAAGGUCGUGCGAUGCUGCUUGGCAUCCCUCCGUACGUUCCGCCUUGGCAUGACUAUGAACACACAGAAUUUGGAAAUGGUUUGCUGUCAGCCGAAGUGGAUGUUGCAAAACGUUUGAAAGACCAUUGGCGGCCGCAUAGAUUAUGAUUGAAUAGUUUUUGAAAUAGGAUUGAGUCAUGUCACGAACGCGAGAUGUAACGCGUGACCG